AAGAUUAUAUUGUCAAUUCUGCGCAUGCGCGUUGCGAACUGUAGCGACUUCCUGCCAAAAAGUUGUCCCUAACAACACACUGCGCCCCACCGAGGGAAUUUCAGUUCAAGGAAACAUAAAGUUUCCUCGAAAGUAGCAUUUAGUGACAUGGGCCUUGGCCAAAGCAGAAGCAGCGGAAACUGCAGAGACUGACGGUGCAGAUUUAUCAGGGUGGACGGUGAAGACGUCCUCUCCCACAGCCAUGGACGAAUCGCAAGAGCUACCUACAAAAAAAGCUCGGCAUAAUCCAGAAGUGAGUCAGGAGGGUGAUUCACGAAGUGUGGCUGCAAAUGAAAGCAGUGACUCCACUAACCAGAACAAAUCGGCUGGUCAAUCAGAGGUCAAUUCAUAUCCAUCGUCUUCUGUCCCUCACUUGCACACAAUGCCUGGAGGACCAGACCAGUCAAAUCAAGAGACGAUAUCAAGAUCCCAGGGCUGUGUCACAGAAAAUGCAUAUGUUCACAAUGCAGUGACAUGCAAAGACCUCACCACAACCACAGCCACUGAAUAUACCUCACAGAUCUACCAAGGAAGCAACACUGCUGUCACUGCAUAUGCCAGUCAAGUGGCUUUCCCCUCCCUGGGCCAGUCGACCGUAUACAGCGGCUUUCCUCAGUCCGGCCAGACGUACGGACUGCCACCAUUUGGCACCAUGUGGCCAGGCUUAAAGACAGAGUCGCUGCUGCCCGAGGCACCCUCUGUUGGUCAGACGGGGUUUUUCAGCUUCAGCUCAGCCUAUACCUCAACCCAACCCAACCAGAUCCACUACUCCUACCCCAGCCAAGGGUCCUGUUUCACUACAUCCAGUGUGUACACUAACAUCCCCCCAGCUACUGCUGUGACCACAACUGCUGGCACACAUCAGGAGUUUUCAGGUUACAACUCUCUUGGUCAGAGUCAGUUCUCGCAGUACUACGCUCCUCCUCCCAGUUACCUGUCGGCUGGGUUGCCCAGCAGUGAUCGAGAUGGAACAGGUGUUGUGGCACCUGGAUAUCCAGCCAUUAAAACUGAAGGCAGUGCCUCAGCAAACCUGCCCGACACAACAGAUGCAUCCCCAGGUGGGACGUUCCCAACAGGUGUGGCUCUGCCUGCUGGGAUGGCCCUCCCCACAGGAGAAAGGGACCAAGAUGAGACAAACCGCAAAAAUCCUCCUGGCAAAGCUAAAGGCAAAGCCAAGAAAUCUGAUGGUUCCCAAUCCACAGACAAUGACCUUGAGCGUGUCUUCUUGUGGGAUCUGGAUGAAACCAUCAUCAUUUUCCACUCUCUUCUUACCGGCUCAUUUGCACAGAAGUUUGGCAAGGACCCAGCCACAGUUCUCAAUCUGGGUCUUCAGAUGGAGGAGCUGAUCUUUGAGCUCGCAGACACGCAUCUCUUCUUCAAUGAUCUGGAGGAAUGUGAUCAGGUCCAUGUUGAUGAUGUCGCCUCCGAUGACAACGGACAGGACCUGAGCAACUACAGCUUCUCCAGCGAUGGCUUCAGCGGGCCCAGUGCGGGCGGUGGUCCAGGGUCCACCUCCACGGUACAGGGAGGAGUGGAGUGGAUGCGUAAGCUGGCCUUCAGAUAUCGCCGGCUCAAAGAGAUCUACAACGGAUUCAAAGGGAAUGUGGGAGGUCUUCUGAGCCCAAUGAAGAGAGACCUACUGCUCAGACUGCGCUCUGAGAUUGAGACUGUUACAGAUGCCUGGCUGAGCACUGCCCUCAAAUCUCUCUUGCUCAUUCAGUCAAGGGGCAGAUGUAUGAAUGUUCUGGUCACCACCACUCAGCUGGUUCCUGCUUUAGCUAAAGUGCUUCUCUAUGGACUGGGUGACGUCUUUCCCAUAGAGAACAUCUACAGCGCCACUAAAAUAGGAAAAGAGAGCUGCUUCGAACGCAUCACCUCUCGCUUUGGGAAGAAAGUGACCUAUGUUGUUAUAGGGGACGGUCGUGAUGAAGAGUUUGCAGCAAAGCAGCACAACAUGCCGUUUUGGCGAAUCUCUUCUCACGGAGACCUGAUUUCCCUUCACCAAGCUCUGGAACUGGACUUCUUAUAGAUGGAGCUGGAGGUAAGACAUGGAUCUCUCCGGCUGCACCCAUCAGCAAUCCCAUCCACACUAGCCUUGUCCAGCGCAGCCGUGGAGCAGCUGGCGUAGACUCUGGGACAUUAUAGCGGUCAUAGGCAAGAACUCAAGAUGAUCUGUGACACAAUCUCACAAGCCCUCCAUUCCCUCAAUGGCAGCUAUCCUCCGCCUAGGUUGAAUCUCGCACUGGUACGCCACACAACCAUACAUGAGGAAAAGAGGGAAAAAAAGUCUCCCAUUCUCACUGCAUCUUUCUCUUUGAAAAAGGAUGUACUUUAACAUCUUCAACUUAACUGGAUUCACCAAAGGAACAACCCACGACCAAAGGUCUUCACUGGUACAGAAACUUAGGAGUGAACUUAAUAGAAGUCGCUUUUUUUGCAUUCUUUUUAAAGGGCUGAAAAGUAAGUUGGAGUCAUUUUGAUUUGCACUCAUUCCAAAGGUCAGGAUAAUGGUUCUUAUCAGAUGUCAGGUGACAUGCUUUAGAAGCCUCUAAGAAAUGAUGCAAUUAUUUCAGUCCUACAACAGAUCGCAGAUAUGGCCUGUUUAAUAUCUGUCUACAGAUGGUACCUACAGGGUUUAGCAUAGAACCCAUUUCAUUUUUACAGUAUCUAUAUACAAAUUUUCCUAAAUAUUCCUCAGUUUCAGGAAUCUACUUUCAUUUACCCUUUAAACACACAUCAUCGUUUCUGCUUUAAAUUAGGCAAUGUGAAUUAUAGAGUGCCUAAUGGAAACAAUUUAUUUUUGUAUAUUUUGUCCAUCAUUUUUGAAAGAAUAAAUUGCCCAAAAAUGAGAAUUGGCAUAAUAAUUUACAUUACUUUCGUUCCAAAACCAUAUGACAGAAUGACUUUCGUGAAACAUGAAAGAGAUGUUUAGAAGAAUGUUCACGCUGCACUUUUGCAUUCAAUGACAUUUGCUUCAAAAUACAAAAAUCACCAUAACAUAAGUCAAAUACGUUUAGCCUGUUAUAUAAUAGAAGUCAUAUAAUGAGGAACAAACCUGAAUUUGAAUUAUUCACAAACAGUCUUCCCCUUCGCUGUAGCUCUGAAGUCUAAUUCAGUCAUCAGACCUAAUCAACAGCUGAAACUUGGUGUGACAUUUCUAGUUGAAUUUGAAUGCAAAUGCAGAGAUUCCUGCAAUGGGAAGAUUUUCAGUGAACGUCUUCAGAUUUUUGGGUAACCCAUUUCUUUAAAAUCCAUAUUAAGGUGAACAUAGGCUCCUGGAAUGAUACUGUCUCAUUAGAAAUAUAAAUUAUUUGUUUAUAAUGCAAUUAUGAGCCACAUGAACUAACUGCAUUCAUGUCUCCUGAGAAAAAUCAAAUGGCUGACUGGGAUUUUGCAAAAUUACUUAAAUUACCUCUUGCAUAUAGAUAAAAUUACCCAUGGAUUUGAAGCUGCAAGGCCCCAGCCUGUGACCGUUUUCUUUCCAUUGUACAUGUUUGGGAGAAAAACUGUGUGAUCGUGUGCAAUACAUUUCAGUGAUAAAAGAUUGUUUAAAUUUUGGUUGAAGGUGGUUUUAUGAGCAGGUUUGGGUGUUAAGAUUCCUAACCGCUGCAAGAUUUUGACUGAACGUUACUGAGCCUGAAGAAAAAGCAUUUUUAUUCAAGCAGCUUUGACAAUUAAGAAUGUGUACUCUUUGUUGUUUGCAUAGGUGUGUGUGUGUCUGUUUCUUUUCCUGUAUAUAUUUAUAUUGUGCCUUUUAACUAUAAUCGCCAUUCAGUAAAUGUAUUAUUUUAAAGGGAAUUACUGAAAUUUGACAUAUGUUUGUAUUUGUUUUUCUGGUGAAGUGUUACCUUUGACUCGUAGGUCAAUGCUGUUACCUGGCAUUUUCUUUUAGUUUGGUGUUUUUUAAGUGUGCUGACUUCAUCUCUGCAUAGCUCUCAUAGCUCAGCCAAUCAGAUGCUGUUGUUCUUAAACUUGAAUCAUAAAAAUUGCUCUUCUGGUGCAUUUAUUAUAUUUUUCUCUCAAUGUCCUACUUUGUUUCUUGCAUUUUUCAGGAAAAAAUAAAAUGAGUCCCUGUAUAUCGUCUGUUAUCUGCACAAACUGAAGAUACAUGACUAUCAUCAUGAGAUCUUGGGAUUUGUUACUAAUGCAUAGACAAUCAAGGGAUGUAAUGGCUCUCUUAGCCAGAGAAUAAGCGCUCUAUCUAACCCUGGGAUUAGGCUUGAGCUUUUAGAUCAGUAGAAGAACCUCUGGCAUAUUCAGACUGAAACUGGCUGAAGAAGCAAAUACCUAUCUGUACACUUUAUGGUUUUGUGUAAGUGAUUUCAAUUAAAUUCUUUGAGGCUGGCCUA
Messenger RNA from Carassius carassius (crucian carp), 4388 nucleotides. RefSeq names its product eyes absent homolog 3-like. The record is from RefSeq and is a predicted model, not a curated record. Gene Ontology annotation, molecular function: protein tyrosine phosphatase activity. Gene Ontology annotation, biological process: negative regulation of extrinsic apoptotic signaling pathway in absence of ligand; multicellular organism development; positive regulation of DNA repair. The transcript is spliced from 19 exons. Gene Ontology annotation, cellular component: nucleus. NCBI's taxonomy places the organism in Eukaryota, Metazoa, Chordata, Actinopteri, Cypriniformes, Cyprinidae. Bases 242 to 2068 code for a protein of 608 amino acids.